AUGUUCCUCUCUAAUAUAUGGAAGAGAGCGCUUCACUACAAGCAGACACCAAAGUCAUACCCUAAGAUCAAUGUCAAGGACGUCGUGUUGGACAAACCCAGAGUUGGGUUCAGAAAGGAAAGGGAACCAUUGAUCUCCCAAUCGGUCACCGACACCUUGUUUCCCAACACCGAGAUCAAGAAGAGAUAUAUCGAAGCAGGCAAGCCAGUGCCAAUAAAGUACAGAUCCAACAGCGAUGCCAUCGCCAGAAGAAACUACGAGAAGUACCAGGAGGAAGUGAUGACUGGGCAACCCCAUUUCAGAGUAGGUGAAAACAAGAUUUACUUCCCUAGUGGAAGAAUCUGCUUGCUCAGACCCAACGCCAAGCACACACCAUACCAGGCCAAGUUCUUGGUGCCAAAGAGCAUGAACAAGAUGGACUUGAGAGACUACUUGUGGAACGUGUACGGAUUAAGAGCAUUAAACGUCACUGUGCAAUUACUUCACGGUAGAUUCCAAAGAGAUGCAUUUGCAUACGCUCGUUACAGAUUGCCACAAUACAAGAAAAUGACCGUGGAUAUGGCUGAGCCAUUCAUUUGGCCUGAGGUUUCUCCAGAAUUAGUGGAACAAGCCGAAAACGAUUACAGAAACGAAGUCAAGGUCAUCGAACUGAAGAACGGUAGGGGCUCAGACUUAUUGAAACCAAUUGAAGGUUUCGACGGCAUGUACGCCUCUCCAGAAUUGCCAGAUGCCUUCGUUAGUCGUAAGUGGAGAAAACAAGGAGAAACUGAUGUGCAGAAACACACUGCUCAAGUUGAAGAGAAGACUGAAAAGGACUUGGUGGGCAAGUUCUUGGGUCUUUAA
Messenger RNA from Suhomyces tanzawaensis NRRL Y-17324, 843 nucleotides. It is a transcript of the gene MRP20, whose product is annotated as mitochondrial 54S ribosomal protein uL23m. Gene Ontology annotation, biological process: mitochondrial translation. Gene Ontology annotation, molecular function: structural constituent of ribosome. Lineage: Eukaryota; Fungi; Ascomycota; Pichiomycetes; Serinales; Debaryomycetaceae. The transcript has a single exon. The record is from RefSeq and is a predicted model, not a curated record. Bases 1 to 843 code for a protein of 280 amino acids. Gene Ontology annotation, cellular component: ribosome; mitochondrial large ribosomal subunit.